UCCCCAUUCGACCCGGUAUCCAGCAACAACAUCAAAUAGUGAAAUCGUCUAGUAAUUAUAUGGCCCAGCAACAGUCCUAUGCAUCGUUUCAGCCCCAACAUCAGUACGAAUGUGAGGAUCAAUCAUACGGCGUAACGGUUUAUCCUCCGCGACACUACCCCGCUCUCGAGGCAGUUCCGGGAAUCACUUACCCAAUGGAACAAGCUCCGCCACAAAAUGAACAUACCCAACAGAUGCGGAUACAACAACUUCAACACAACGAGCAUAUCGAGCAUUUGCAACAACAAGGACUACCUGAGCCACAAAAGCUCAUUCAAAACGAAUAUCAGUUAAGUCCUCCAUUCCAACAGCUGCAACAAUAUCAAGAACAACAUCAACACUAUGCGCAAGAACAAGUGAGGAAUACGCACGCGAAAUGGCUCAAUCAACCGCCGAUGGCUCGUCCAACAUAUCCCAUGUACGAUUACAACGACCGUUUGCCGCCGGCUCAACCACGUCCUGCCAGCUGCUGCCAGCAAGCGCCAACUGGCGCACCUGGGGUGAACGUUCAGCAGUUGUUGGGACAUGCGCCCUGCCGCGGCAAUGCUCCGUGGUCAUAUUCCUAUUGCUAUGGCGAUGAGCAGAACAAUUACGAACCCUGCCACUUUAUACGAUGCGUUGAUAUAGAAGACUUUCUGUGAGUAAACAAAGCUAUAGUAACUGGAGUCAUUUUGCUUUUAUAUAGUGGUCAGUAUAGAAACAAAUCGAUAGCGACUGUCAAAAUUGGAAAGACCAAUUUUUUUCUUUUUGGAACUUAAA
Molecule: messenger RNA, 798 nt
Organism: Rhagoletis pomonella (apple maggot)
Lineage: Eukaryota; Metazoa; Arthropoda; Insecta; Diptera; Tephritidae
Product: PAX-interacting protein 1-like
Exons: 1
Coding region: 60-680 (206 amino acids)
Source: RefSeq, a predicted model, not a curated record